Oppiella nova is the source of this 240-nucleotide messenger RNA. The record is from the annotation of a GenBank genome assembly. NCBI's taxonomy places the organism in Eukaryota, Metazoa, Arthropoda, Arachnida, Sarcoptiformes, Oppiidae.
AUGCCUACCAUGAGUUUGGACUCAAUUGUGUAUUUAUUACACGAGUAUUGGGUCGACACCGAUGAACAUAUGAAAGAUUAUCCACUUAUUGGCGGAGGACCUGUUGUGAUAAACGCAUACUUCAUAUACACUUCACUCAAAUGGCUAGAGUUUGACCGCAAGUCAUGGAACCCAAGACUACCCCCGAGUAACCAAUGGUCUCAGAAAGCCAUACAAGAGUUGCCCGAAAAAUUCCUUUAA